Molecule: messenger RNA, 24189 nt
Organism: Pelobates cultripes (western spadefoot toad)
Lineage: Eukaryota; Metazoa; Chordata; Amphibia; Anura; Pelobatidae
Source: the annotation of a GenBank genome assembly
GUGCAUUAUAUACUUCAUUUUAGUGUGUUUGUACUUUUUAACAUAACAUUGUUUCUGUUUGUUUGCAGCAAGCAGGAUGCAGGAGGUGGACGAAUUGGAGACAGAGUCCCCUGAUGCAUCAUCUACAGGUUCUUAUGGUGGGGCUAAUUUUAGAUGUGAGCCAUACCUGAUCACGGAGUUCUCAUAUGAUUGUAUGCUGGGUAAUGCUAGAUUUGAUCCAUACCUGAUCAUUGAGCUCCCAUUUGGUUGCAUGUUGGGUAAUGCUAGAUUUGAUCCAUACCUGAUCAUUGAGCUCCCAUUUGGUUGCAUGCUGGGUAAUGCUAGAUUUGAUCCAUACCUGAUCAUUGAGCUCCCAUUUGGUUGCAUGCUGGGUAAUGCUAGAUUUGAUCCAUACCUGAUCAUUGAGCUCCCAUUUGGUUGCAUGCUGGGUAAUGCUAGAUUUGAUCCAUACCUGAUCAUUGAGCUCCCAUUUGGUUGCAUGUUGGGUAAUGCUAGAUUUGAUCCAUACCUGAUCAUUGAGCUCCCAUUUGGUUGCAUGUUGGGUAAUGCUAGAUUUGAUCCAUACCUGAUCAUUGAGCUCCCAUUUGGUUGCAUGCUGGGUAAUGCUAGAUUUGAUCCAUACCUGAUCAUUGAGCUCCCAUUUGGUUGAUGCUAGAUUUGAUCCCUGAUCAUUGAGCUCCCAUUUUGCAUGCUGGGUAAUGCUAGAUUUGAUCCAUACCUGAUCAUUGAGCUCCCAUUUGGUUGCAUGUUGGGUAAUGCUAGAUUUGAUCCAUACCUGAUCAUUGAGCUCCCAUUUGGUUGCAUGUUGGGUAAUGCUAGAUUUGAUCCAUACCUGAUCAUUGAGCUCCCAUUUGGUUGCAUGCUGGGUAAUGCUAGAUUUGAUCCAUACCUGAUCAUUGAGCUCCCAUUUGGUUGCAUGUUGGGUAAUGCUAGAUUUGAUCCAUACUUGAUCAUUGAACUCCCAUUUGGUUGCAUGCUGGGUAAUGCUAGAUUUGAUCCAUACCUGAUCAUUGAGCUCCCAUUUGGUUGCAUGUUGGGUAAUGCUAGAUUUGAUCCAUACCUGAUCAUUGAGCUCCCAUUUGGUUGCAUGCUGGGUAAUGCUAGAUUUGAUCCAUACCUGAUCAUUGAGCUCCCAUUUGGUUGCAUGCUGUUUAAUGCUAGAUUUGAUCCAUACCUGAUCACUGCGUUCCCCAUUUGGUUGGUGUUCUCUCCCUUAGAUUUAGAGCUGGAUGUGAGCUAGCCGUGGCUGCAUAUGUCAGUGAUUGUUGUUAACCCCUUAAGGACUGAGCCAAAUGUAUACGUUGUGAUCAAAACAAAAUGUAAACAAAAACUUGAAUUUGCGCUACAUGUCUGUUCAGGCGUAAUUCGCCUCUUUCAUAUUAUGUGCACCCCCUCUUAUUUUAUUCAGAGUAAACAGGGCUUUCAUUUAACAUCAAAUAUUUAGGUAUGAAACAUAAUUUUAUAAAAUAUAAAAAAAAUGGGAGAAAAUAAAAUUUUUAUAAAAAAAAUAGUUCUACAUGACAUUCUAACUGUGAAUGUCAUAAUACUGUUUGCUUUUACUGCAAUAAAAUACACAUUUCUAUUCAGCGAUGUCUCACGUGUAAGACCGUACCCCCUAUGUACAGGUUUUAUGGCGUUUUGGGAAGUUACAGGUUCAAAUAUAGCACGUUACAUUUUUCAUUUUUUUCACAUUGAAAUUUGCCAGGUUGGUUACGUUGCCUUUGAGACCGUAUGGUAGCCCAGGAAUAAGAUUUACUCCCCUGAUGGCAUACCAUUUGCAAAAGUAGACAACCCAAGGUAUUGCAAAUGGGGUAUGUCCAGUGUCACAAACACUGGCCAAAGUUAGUGUUAAUAUUUGAAUGCAAAAAACUAAUUUGAACGCCAAUUUUGGACAGUGCUUGUGACAGUGUAUAUAAUUAUAUGUAUAUAAUUUUUUAAAAUUAUUUUUAUUUAUAUACGUGUGUGUGUGUGUGUGUGUAUAUAGUGAUAUAUAUGUAUAUACUUAUGUAUAUAGAUAUAUAUAUUUCGUUCUACAUGUAUUUUGAAAUCAAUAUAUAUUUAUUUUAAAUUACAGUUAAAAAUAAAAUUACAAAAUAAAUAAAAAAAAAUAUAUGUGUAAAUUCGUUCUAUUUUUCGACAACCUACAGGCUACCUGGUUCCCUGCUUUGCAGUAUCAGGUAUUGGGAAUCUUACUCACUACGGUUACAUUUCUCCUCAAGGCCUCACUUUGCCUUCGUUUCAUUCAAAUAAAAUUCACAUCGUGGGACCCCAGGGGCUUGUCUCUAAUUGACGGACCAACGUUCAGGUCCCUUAGCUUACCCCAGUUCUUACAUUACGGUAUCUCUGAUACACACCUACCCAUACGUUCAGCAUUUUUACACUCAUUAUACCAGUGGCACGCCUCAGGCCCACUAGCAUCUUUUUCCCUAAGGUUUCUCGGACCGGGCCCGUUCCUGAGCAUCAAAGAAAGAGGACAAACACUCAAGGUUUAAGUAUCUACAUACGUUAUAUCACACCAUUCUAAGAAACAAUCCCCAUUAGGCUAGAGAACUGGCAUUGAGGGUUAGGCGCUGGCCUUAGCUAUCCUAAGUAAUCCUACGGUCCCGCGAGUGCUACACCCCACCUCAUACACGGAGGUUUCAGCCCCAUGACCAAAUCAUAGUUAGCCACCUCGCUCACCCUUCUUUAAGGCUACAGUUAGGGCCUCCCAAGUCACGGCCACACGUUUUGAAUCUCUUACAGUACAGAGAGGCCGACAUCCUACCACCACGUUCUAGUGGCCACAAAAUUCACUUGGUUCUAGGUAAAUUCUUCGCCUCGGCACUAGCUAGCAGGCUAGUUCUCCGAAGGUCUCAUCCUCACCUCUAAGACACAUUACUUAUCCAAAUCAUUAUUUCUUUUUCAGAAUGUCCCAACAAUCGGUCUGCUGUUGGACGGAAUACCCAGCACGCCAGUCUGGCCUGGGUCUCCUAAGGAAUCCCUCACCCCUUCUACCCUCAGUUCCUGGGAUUCUGGUACAUUCCAUAAUGAUCAGCAGAGGGACUAGCUGGGUUGACAUUUCAUUUCUGGGGAAGGCUCGGGUGCACUAUUCUUUGAUACGGGAGUAUGCUAUUUCACAGCAUGCAGGGUUUUGCACAUCUGCUCCAGAACCCACACCUAAUCCACAUACGCAGACCGUCUGUCACCUAAAAUACGCCCAACUAAGGUCAACAUUGAUAUCCUGGAAUACUAUCUGCAUUUACACCCAGCUAGGCAUCUGGUAGAUUCUGGUGCCGGGUUUCUCACAGGGGUUCACACGGGUCUUAUCGCCAUUCCCACAGGUACACUCGUGUGCGCUAACCUAUUAUCUGCACCCUUUGACCCUCUUACGGUGGACCACCUGUCCACAGCAGUCAUACGCUGUUUUCACGAUUGCCUCCUUCCGGUCUUUACACUUCUCAUCUUGGCGUACCAUUCCCAUCGAGGUAGCCAUUAACUAUACCCUAAUACUGAUCAUAGACCUCUUCCGCAACCGCACUCUACAUCCAUUCCCAGCAUCAAACUCCCUCAUUCCCGCCAUGAAGUUCUCACUGCACUACGAAAAUCGACCAUGCCAUACAAGCUAUCACUUCAGUAAGUAGUAAGGCUUGGUUGAGCAAGAUGGACUUAUCCAACGCCUUUAAUCUACUACCUAGUCACCCUUCACAAUGGCACCUGGUCUAUGUUCGGGCGGCCAUCCUCAGUAACCAUUUUGUGGCUGAUUUUACAGGCUGACUUGGCUGGCAGCAACCUCUCAGCUCUUUUUAGUCUGCCUUUACAUUCCCGGCGUCCACAACACAGCCGCUGACGCUCUUUCACGCUCAGUUCAAGGUCUUCUUUCAGGCACCCACUACGUACCAUCCAGGAUACCACCAUUCCAUGAGCUAAUCUUGGACUAAGCACACAAUUACACUUUGUACAGUUACGCACGCUUCACGCAGUUUCACGACUACUCUCACUGACGCUAGGGCUUUGUAUAUUGUAACAUGUCACAAGUAGUUUGCUUGAUUCAUGACUGUUGCAGUUAAAGUAUUGUAAUGUUUGCCUCUUCCUCUCAACCUACAAAUCAAGCAUCUUAUUUAUACCUCCUAUGCUGUCACUCCGUCUAACCCUUCCAUUAAAGUAAGCUACAUCAUGGCUUCCUUCGCUGGUCUCUCUUUUUCGCAAAAGUGCUGCUUCAAGUUCUUACAACCCAGUCUACAUCACUAAGUGAUGGGGCCACAGGUAAUCCUCAGCUCAGUUUUUAUAUAUAUUAUCUCAAUCAGAGUAAAACUCCUUACAUGCUUUCAGUACCCACGCUGUAUAAACUUGCAAUAAAGUGUUUGUUUUUUUUUUAAUCCUUCUUUGCCUUCUUUUACAGGCCUACUCGUACGUUGGUUUCGGCACACCUCAACCAACUUUGCUUCUCCUUCUACAUUCCAUUACGUAUUAGAUAAAUUCUGAGCACAAAUAAAAUUGUAAAGGAUCCUUCUAUUCGUGCAGCAAUGAUCCUUGCAGCUUCUCCCGAAAUCCAGCUGAAACGAAGUGAUUAUAACUCCCAAUCCCCCAAAUAUGAGUCGAGACUUCAUGAAGGGGUAAAACGAUCUGAUUUACUGUGGGCUACCCGCCCGGUAUUUAUGCAGGUCUUCCACCUGUUGAACACUCCCCUAGGGGACCAGAUGGAAGACUGGGACAAAAGUAACACAGUAACCAAUCACAGUGGCUAUAGCAUAAGCACUCCCCUUUUACAUAAAUCACUCCCUCUUUUCCAUCCUGGAGAUAAUUAACUUAAGGUAGCAAAGAGAGCCUUAAUUAUCUCCAGGAAGAAAGAAACAUGGCUUUUCUUAUUUCAGCAAAACAGAAUAAAAAUAUAUAACUUUCUUUUUACACAACAUAAACUUUAAGUUCCACAUAUCCCCAGAUAGCUUGGAUCUGAGGGCAUAUUCUAGGCGAAUAGCGCUCAGAUCCCACGAACACAGUUCUCAGAAUCGUCGACUGAAGUUUGACUUUCACCGGCCGUUCGUGUGUUUGUAGCCGACUGCAAGUUCCAUACUAUAGCUAUCUGGGGUCGGUCACUUUCGCAUACUUUCAGCGCACGAAUGAAGUAGUAUCCCCUUCAUUCGUGUGUUUUUCCACCGUACGAACGAGGAUGGGAGAAGGUAGCAGCGGUGUUCGACAAAACAAGUAGCCGAAAUCAGUUCCAGGGAAUCCUCGCCAUUUACCGCUGCUCGUUCGACAAUACAAAAUGGCGAUUGCCACGUGUUCGGUAAACGAACGCGGACCACCAGCUAUUCCCCAAUUAGUCUGUGGUUAACCGCAACAGUCAGGGUGGUCAAUAGGCGCCACACGACCACAGUGGGAGGACGGUGGUUCGGUAGUUUAUUCGCUUUUAUUGCUAUUUCCACGAAAUCCCGCUGUAAUCCUCCAAAUAACCGAACAGGCUUGUUCGUAUGGUCUGUAAAUAGGGGAUUUUGUUACAAAUAUAUAUAAUGAAAAUGAUAUAUAUUUAAUCAAUAUUAUUGUAUGUGUAUUUUGAUAUUAAUAGAUAUUUAUAAUUAUAUUAAUAUUACACUUGGACUGUGUGUAUAUAGAUCUCAGCACAUACCUGUAUAAUGUUAUUUUACACAGUUUUAACAUUUAUCUUAUUUAUUUCAGCAGGGGAGAACCUGUCAUUCCGGGCACUCCCCCUGCUGGCACUGACUUGGACUGCUAUGCUGUCCAUGUGCGGCGAACCGUUCGGGACAUCACUAAUCACAGGUUAUUUACCUAAGGUGGUUUUGACACUUUCUACAUUUCACCGCCAAUUUCUGCUAAAUAUUGGAGUAAAAUUGUAGGUUUUUUUUUUUUCUUUAUUUUGACAUAUAAACAUAUAACAAGGAUUUUGUAAUGUGUAUUUCGUAAAGCUGGUGUGUGCUAUUCAUGCACAGAACCCCAUAUUGUAUUCAGCUACAUCUGCUGAGUAUAACAUUUUCUGUAAAGCUACAGUGCCAUAUAAGAGACCAGGCUAUUUCAGUUUCUAUAAUUAGAAUUUUCGUAGAUGGAUUAGACGGGCCUAUGUCUCAUUUUAGGGUAUUCUAGCAGUGUGACUGUUCAAAUAACUCCACAGAGGGGUUGCAUUUGAUGAAGCCGACAACUCAGGGUAUCUUAUAUGGUGUAUAUUGUGCCUUAACUUGUUACCAUUUUUUCACCAAUUUAUGUCAAUGUUUGUGGUGGGGAAGGGGGGAAUGGCAUUUUUACAUAUGUUGCAUUUUUCCUGAGUAUUUCUUACACUUAAUAUGUACCAUUGUCAUAAAAAUCCCCAAAUUCUACUCAAUUACACCUUCUGAGUAAAACAAUAUGCCUAAUGUAUGACCUAGACACUAUUUUGUGAAGUUACAGUGCUGUAAAAGAGACGUGACAAGUUCAGGUUUUUAAGUGUGAAUUUUCAUGGAGGGUUUUGAUGCGUCCCUGUCCCACUUUGAAGCACUUGAGCAGGCUACAUAUUACAACUACACCAUAAAGGCAUACUAUUUCUUAAAGAAGACAUCCCAGGUGUGGCAAACACUAGCCACUUGUGAUAACAUGGACUAUAUGUAGAAAAAGGUUGCAUAUAUUAUUCUCAUAACUUCCUGCAUUCCCUGGCUGUACCCUGUGUAUUAUUGUAUGUGUAUAUUGCAUUUGUCUGCUAGCAGCCAAAAGCCGCUAGCAUUCAUGUGUUUCGUUUCAUGAACAGCCACUUUACAGGCUGUUCGUGAACCGAAUGAGCUACCCCCUAAUAGCCCACACAGAGAGGGACGUGUGGUGCUCGUUAACCGAUUGCAACAAUGUUGCAAUCGGUAAUUAGAGGCUCUCCUAGGUGGCCGCCGUUCGGCUACCGACCGCCCGGAAGAGGUACUUAACCUGCGGUUAACCGCAAGUUGAACGUUCUAAUCGGUGCUACACGCCAGAACGUAGGUGGUCCCCCAUUAGUGAGUCUUUCGGUAGUUUCCCUUUGGGGAAUGGUAUACAAAUGGGGGGAGUCCCUUUGGACCGUCAAUUAGUUUGUGGUUAACCGCAGGCCGCAACGCCUUGUGCGGUUAAUGAGCGGCACACUCCACUCGCAGGGUGGUCGGCCAUUCGGUACUUCGAGGGGUGACGAGGUUAAGUGGUGGCACACGCCAAAAGCUGGGUGGUUCAUCGUUCGUCCUGACGAAUGAAGAUUUAUUAUAGUUUGUGUAAUCCGUUCGUAUGGUCUGCAAGCCGGUAGAAUAGGGUUUUUACCGAAAAGAGUCAGGUUAUAACAAUAGAAUGAGUUUUUGUAACAAUGCUUGUGAAACACUCUGACAGACACUGUCUGACCCCUUUUCGGGGCAGACUAAGGCUGUCCAGACUGGGGAGUUAUGCUGGACUGAGAUCAGUUUGCCAUUCUGUUUCACAGGUCGGUAGGUGAUAGUAAAAUUAAACGGUUGCAAAGAUAAGCUCCAGCGUAACAGUCGGCCAUUAUCCCCAGCGACCCGGUUGAUAACGGGUUAUGGUCUGUAACCAGAGUGAAUUCUUGUCGUCUCCUACUUGGCUGAGGACAGCUCCCAGCCCGAACAUGGAAGCGUCUGUAUGGGCAAUAAAACGUCGAUUAGGGGCUGGGGCAGCCAAGACAGGAGCAUUACUUUUAGUGUUUGAAAAGCUGUUUCACAGUGGGAGACCACAGGACCUGUCGAGGAAGGUUUUUCUUCGUUAAGUCAGUAAGGGGUUUUUCGAUAGCACUAUAGUCUGGUACGAACCUUCUGUAGUACCCAGAGGUGCUCAGGAAGGCGAGUACCUGGGUCUUAGUGUGAGGAGUUGGCCAGUUUGCGACCGCCUCUAUCUCCGGUCGCUGUUUCCUGCAUCCUACUCGGUGGCCCAGGUACUGUACCUCAGCCAUUCCAAAAUUACAUUUCUCUGGUUUCAGGGUCAUGCCCGCGGCCCAAAUCUAAUCCAAGACCAUUCCUACAUUGGCUAAGUGUUCCUCCCAGGACUCACUAUGGAUCGCUAUGUCAUCCAGGUAUGCACAGGCAAAAUCCUGGAAGCCAUCAAGGAGUCUAUCCACCAAGCGCUGGAAUAUAGCUGGGGCAUUCUUCAUCCCGAAUGGCAUAACCUUAAAGUGGUAUAAGCCAAACGGGGUGACGAAUGCCGACUUGGGGAUAGCUUCUCUGGCCAGGGGAAUUUGCCAGUAACCUUUACAGAGGUCAAUGGUAGUUAGAUAGUUUCCCCUGGCUAUCUGGUCCAGCAACUCAUCUACCCUGGGCAUGGGGUAGACGUCGGUCACGGUUUUAUCAUUGAGCUUCCGAUAGUGCACACAGAAUCUGGUAGUACCAUCUUUCUUGGGUACCUGUACCAUCGGGGACGCACAUGGACUAUCGGAGGAUUCAAUAACCCCUGCCCGGACCGCCUCGGGUAUCCGGUAGGGGGCCCGUCUUAAGGGUUGCUGCCCUGGGGUGUCUACUUGGUGGGUGGCUAAGUCAGUGUAUCCUGGUUCCUGUAAGAACAUUGCCUGUUUCUCUUGGAGCAGUUUGUGUAACUGCUCCCUCUCUACUGGGUUAAGUCGGUCUCCUACCUGUACUUGGCUCACUACAUCAGACUGGGAAUUCUGGGUUAAUAGGUCGGGUAUGGGAAGACUAUCGGGUUUUCGGAUGCAGGGCUACAUAUGGCUGACACAUCCUCUGGUCGUUGAAGAUAUUCCUUCAACAUAUUCACGUGGAAUAUCUUUCUUAGGUUCUCAUCGUGACAGCUGGCAAUCACAUAGGUAGUACCACUACCUGGUAAGGUACCUGGUAAGGUAAGGCUGCUUGCAACUUGUCUGCUUUAACAGGCUUGAGCACCAUAACCUUUUGUCCUAUACAAAAACUCCUCCGCCACGCCUUCCUGUCAUACCGGACUUUCUGUUGCUUCUGGGCCGCCUGGACUGACCUGGCUAGUUGCUCCAUGCGAUCCCUAAGCUCCAGUACAUAAGGUACGAUGGGGACUCCAGCGUUCUCCGUGUCUCCCUCCCAGUGCUCACGGAUCAGGUUCAGGGGGCCCCGCACCUUACGUCCGUAUAGCAGUUCGAACGGAGAGAAUCUGGUUGUUUCCUGGGGUACCUCCCGGUAAGCGAACAGGAGAUGCGGCAGGAAACGUUCCCAGUCUCUAUGUUCCUGGGUGAAGGUUUUUAACAUUUGUUUGAGGGUUGCAUUGAACCUCUCACAUUGCCCAUUAGUCUGAGGAUGAUACGGGGAGCUGAGAAGGGAUUUUAUUUGGCAGACAUGCCAUAGCUGUUGCGUUAGUUCAGCAGUGAACUGAGUACCUCUGUCAGAUAGAAUCUCCCGAGGGAAUCCUACCUGAGAGAAGACCUGUACUAAGGCGUUCGCUACGGUGUCUGCCUGGAUAUUGGAUAGAGCCACUGCCUCUGGGUAGCGUGUAGCGUAGUCCACCACGGUAAGAAUAUAGCUCUUUCCUGGAUUGGCUGGGCGUGGUGAUUGGCCCUACUAGGUCGAUGGCUACCCGGCUAAAGGGCUCCUUUAUAAUGGGCAUGUUCACGAGGUAUGCCUUAGGGUGGUCCCCUCUCUUGCCUACCCUUUGGCAGACCUCACAUUUGUUACAGUAUGUUCGCACAUCUGCAUGUACCCCAGGCCAGAAGAGGGGUAUGGGUGAUACGUUUGAGGGUACCGGUUACCGCUAAAUGUCCGGCAAAUGGGAUAUCAUGACCCACCCGGAGUAUAUCUUGUCUAUACUUGUGGGGAAUGACCAGCUGUCUCCUAUGGUUCCCUUUCUUUUCGGUAUGUCUGUAUAGUCUGCCUUGCUCCCAUGCGAAUGUCUCGUGGUCUGACCGCCCCAGUCCCUGUAUCGGCUUUCUCCCUAUACUUCUGAAGGGUCGGUUUUAGUUUCAGCCUCAAAGGCUGCAGGGGUAUCCCAGGGUAAUGGUGAAGGGUAAUGAGUCACAGUUUGUGUUGGUCUUACCUGAGUCUCCCGCACUGGUGAAGGGUAUCGAGUCCUUCCGGCUUGCGACCGGGUAGUGACAGGAUGCGCAUGAAGCAGCAUAAGCAGAAGUCAUGGGUCCCAGGUUCUUUCCCAGUAAAACCUCAGCUGGCAAAUUAUCCAUAAUUUCCACCCUCACAAGUCCUUUCCCUGCACCCCAAUCCAAAUGUACUUGAGCUGUGGGUAGCUUGUAAAUGUUCCUUCCAGCCACCCUGACAGCGACAGUGUCCGUAGAGCGCUUAUGUGCUGGGACCAGUCGGCCUUGUACUAGGGUGAUAGUGGCCCCACUGAGUGAGGCGGCCCUCCAGCAAUACCUCCUGUCUGUGUUGUUGCCGGUUGUCAUUUGCUGCAUAUACGGGAUUGGCUUCAUGUAGGGGUCCCAGAUAUUCUUCUAGAGGGCUUUCCUGUUCAAUAAAGAGAGCGCAAGCUGGGCAAUUAUUUCCCGAGGGGGAUUUAUUGUAAUUCCUCGAUAAGAAAUUGUUGUUGAGGGGACAGCUAGCAAUGAGAUGCCCCAGCUGCUUGCAUUUGCAGCAGGUGGGUCAGGAGCGCUCCUGGCUGUAGUGACUGGGUGGUCCGGCGUAUCAAGUAGAUCCUGCCGGCACAGGUGUACGAAACUAUGUUCGUGGGCUUGGUCGGUACGUGUCCCUUGGUUCGGUGCGAGUUACCGUUCGGGAGCUGUUUGAUUCCUGUAUCCGAGCGUCCCAGUGUUCAUCGGCCAGUCUCGCUGCUUCGUUGAGAUUGCUCGGCCGUCGCUCUUUUAACCAUUCUCUGUCUUUUUGCUCAAGUCCCUCAUAAAAAUGCACCAACAAAAACAAUUCCAGAACUUCAGCUGCCGUGACUGCUCGACACCCGUUAAUCCAAUGAGUAGCUGCUCUCUGCUUUCGGUGUGCCCAUUUGGCAUGGGUAUCAUUCGUUUUCUUUUUGGUGUCACGGAAUUGCCAGCGGUAAUAAAUAGGGUGUCUUUGACGAGCGUGUAUUGAGCCACUUCCUCGGUGCUAAGAGUCCUGAAAGUCUCCAUUACUCGCCUGGCUAAUUUCCCUGCCAGGAUACGCGGCCAAGCUGUUGUGGGGAUUUGAUGCAGGGCACAUUGCUGCUCAAAAUCGGUUAAAAAUUCGUCAAUCCCCAUCUCGGUUUCCACGAACGGCUUGAAUGCCGUGAACGGGAUCUUCGGUUGCCCCGCCAAUUCUGUGGAGCUGCUGUGUGCAUCGCUGGUGGUUCCCGGUGGUGCGGUCUAAAUGCAGAGCUCAUGUGCUUGGGUUCUUUUGAUAUCCGCCUCUGCUUCCGCCAUUAGCUGUUUCAUUAGUUCCACGGAAGGAUACGACCCGUAUAGGUGGAGCCUUUCCCUGACAAUCCUUGUCUUUUCAUCGUUGGGUCGUAUCGUGGGUUCUGCCAUGGUGAAGCUCUGAUCCAUCUUUGUUAGGUCAGCAAUCAACUCUCUCCUUGGUCGGUUGCUCGCGUUCCCACCUCAGCUCUUGAGUAAAUCUUUCAACGUGGUGCGUUUCAACUUGUCGUAAUUGCUCUCCAUCCGUUCUAUACCUCUUAGGAAUUCCAGGAUGAUCACGCCUCUGCCACCAAUUGUUACGAUUGCCUCCGGUCUAGCAGGAGGUUGGAUCGCUUGGCUAUCCUGGUUCCCGAAGUCAGAGAGUCGAACAAGGUUCCAAUCGGUAGAAACCUGUAAAUACAGAAUAUCCCACUAGCUAUGGUAAAGCUAGGAUUCCCGGAUCCCUACAACAGUCGAGGCUGCGAGUUGAGGAUAAAACAAACUGAGUUUAAUGACACACAAGUAUGGCAAUUUAUGCAAGUCCCCAGGUCCAGGGACAGCCCCCUAUGGACCUGAUGGGAUACAGGUACAAUUCAACCAGUCACAAUACAAUGUAUCUUUCAAACUAGUACCCACCCAGCUUGGAGAUAAUGAGGCCAACGGUUAUACAAUCUAAUUAUCUCCAAACGUCCCAAAAGACCAUGCUUUAUUGUGCCAGAGAAAACAGUGUAAAAAUACAUAACUUUGGCAUUUUAUAUACAAUAUAGUUCAUUCCACGAAUCGUUCGAUAGCUCGAAUCUGGGGACAUCCAACAUACAAAUUGCGCCCAGAUCCCACGAACAGAACGGGAGGUUUCUGCCAUAGAGAUAUUGUUCAGCAGUUUGAUUGUGAACGCCUGAUGGCGGCCAUGUUUUUAGGUCGGUCAAUUGACAGCGGGAUCUCAACUCCGUACUUAUGGAGCGGAGGUCGGGUACAGUCACACGAAUCCCCGCUAUCAGUCUGGUUGUCCCGGCCAUUCGGGAUACGAACGGCGACCGCCUGGAAGAGGUACUUAACCUGCGGUUAACCGCAAGUUGAAUGUUCUAAUCGGUGCCACACGCCAGAACGUAGGUGGUCCCCCAUUAGUGAGUCUUUCGGUAGUUUCUCUUUGGGGAAUGGUAUACGAAUGGGGGGAGUCCCCUGGGACCGUCAAUUAGUUUGUGGUUAACCGCAGGCCGCAACGCCUUGUGCGGUUAAUGAGCGGCACACUCCACUUGCAGGGUGGUCGGCCAUUCGGUACUUCAAGGGGUGACGAGGUUAAGUGGUGGCACACGCCAAAAGCUGGGUGGUUCAUCGUUCGGACUGACGAAUGAAGCUUUAUAAUAGUUCGUAUAAUCCGUUCGUAUGGUCUGCAAGCCGGUAGAAUAGGGUUUUUACCGAAAAGAGUCAGGUUAUAACAAUAGAAUGAGUUCUUGUAACAAAUCACAUAUGUUUUUAAAGGGCCCAUAGUAUUUUGGCAGGAGGCUGGCCAGCAGGCCCGUCCAAGAGCCCGUGGUGAGGUUACUUUCGCCACAGUGAUGAUGUCACCAUGGGGGUGGGGCUUGUGCCGGUGGACCCGCGCGACAUUGGACAUAAGGUGAGCUUUCAUUGCUUUUAAGGGGGAUGUCGGGAUUACAGAAUGAUCCAGCACGUAAAAUUUUACUGAUAGGGAACGUAUACCGGACCUUAGAAUGGCCGGACUAACAUACCAAAGAAUAGUCAGGAAUAGCCAAGGUCAAGGGAUACAGGAAGAGACACAACGAUAAGGAAAAGCCAGGAGUUAGGGAUGCCAGAAAAGAGGGAAGUCAAAAACAAUGCCAAAGUCAAAUAACUAGAAUCAAUAACAUGCUCUCGGACAACCACAAGGGAAACCACAACAGGGCACUGAGCAGGAUGAGAACUGGGCCUAAAUACCCCUCCUCUAGAUCUGAUAGGCUGUAACCGGCCUUUGACCCCAAAGGCAGUUACCAGAUCCCAUUUGCAUAAUUGCUGCUCAGCAUUAACCCUUCUGUGGAUUUGGUUGCUGCUCGGCACAACUUUUACUGUGUGGACAGUAAAUGUCAUUAUCCACAUUUUUAUAAGCGGAUGAAUACAUGACAGGGGCUAAGCCACCUAAAUGGUGGGUUUAGCACUAUAGGGUUAGGAAUACAUGUUUGUGUUACUGACCCUAUAGUGUUCCUUUAUAUACAGUCAGGUCCAUAAAUAUUGAAACAUCGACACAAUUCUAAUCUUUUUGGCUCUAUACACCAACACAAUGGGUUUGAAAUGAAACAAACAAGAUGCGCUUUAACUGCAUACUUUCAGCUUUAAUUUGAGUGUAUUCACAUCCAAAUCAGGUGAACGGUGUAGGAAUUACAUGUGCCUCCCACUUUUUAAGGGACCAAAAGUAAUGGGACAUAUUAAGUCAUAAAUCAAACUGUCACUUUUUAAUACAUGGUUGCAAAUCCUUUGCAGUCAAUUACAGCCUGAAGUCUGUAAUGCAUAGACAUCACCAGAUGCUGGGUUUCAUCCCUGGUGAUGCUCUGCCAGGCUUCUGCUGCAACUGUCUUUAGUUCCUGCUUGUUCUUGGGGCAUUUUCCCUUCAGUUUUGUCUUCAUCAAGUGAAAUGCAUGCUAAAUCGGAUUCAGGUCAGGUGAUUGACUUGGCCAUUGCAUAACAUUCCACUUCUUUCCCUUAAAAAAACUCUUUGGUUGCUUUUGCUGUAUGCUUUGGGUCAUUGUCCAUCUGCACUGUGAAGCACCGUCCAAUGAGUUCUGAAGCAUUUGGCUGAAUAUGAGCAGAUAAUAUUGCCCGAAACACUUCAGAGUUCAUCCUGCUGCUUUUGUCAGCAGUCACAUUGUGACGAGACCAAUCUCGCCACAUUGCAUUGGAGAAGCCUGGUUGCUCGCCUGUUGCCUUUGGAUUAUGGCCCCAUGUUAAAAGGCUUGAUUUCCCCCUGCAAAGACAAGAAAGCCGGGUCAUUUGGUGCUUGCCCUGUUUGAGCAGUGAUACCCCAGAUAGCUAUGCCAUGGAGCCCAUUCGUAUAAUGAAAGACUAUGGGAAAGACUUUGGCUCCAUGGCAAUUGAACUGUAUGUGUGUGCUCUGAGCACCAUUCAGUAAUAAUGUGCGCUCAGAUCUGAGCUAUCUGGGGAUAUGUUGCAUGUCUGUAUUUUAUGUCAUAAAUGUAACCUUGUGUAUUUUAUUGUGUUUUACCGUCUUUUUGCUGCCAUGUGUUCAAUGGAGUUUUGCCUCUGUCAUUGGAGAUAAUUGGAUUACUUCUAAUUAUCUCCAGGAUAGAAGACUCCGUGGAACUGGUUUUGGGCAGAAAAGCCAUGCUUCCUGUGGUCACAAAGGACUACGAUCUAUCUUUUGAACCACUGGACCAAUUUGUAUGAUUUUGACGUAUGUUUGUAUUUGGAGUAUGCUGAUUCUGAAAAUGUAAGUUUUAUGUGAAUGUGAUGCAUACUUUUCAAGUUAUGAAUAAUGUGGAAAAAAUUUAUUUUUCUGCUUUUGCUAAAUUACAUUACCCAUUGUGUAAGGUAAUUGAAUCACAUGCAGAGGGGAGGAAUUUGUGUGGGAGUAUCUGAGUGUAUUGUAUGUGUUUAUUGGUUGUGUUCCAAAACCCUGUGGGUGGUACUAAUGUGUAAGAAUGUGUACAUAAGCACAAUAAACCCACAGCUCUCUGUUCACUGCUUGACCCUCAACACAGAGCUUUGUCUCGUUCUUGGGGGGAUUUAUUGUAUGCUGUUCCAGUUUGACUGCUAGGAGUGUAAACCUAUUCGUAUGGUUUUUCCUAUUUGGCUGUUUACAGCAUUCAUAUGGUUUCCUGUUCGGUGGAUUGGUGUUCUGCAGUAGCUUUGCCUGCAUCUCUGGAAGGGGACGAUCGCCUAAACGGUUUAACCCCUUGUGUGCUGAAACGGUCCGUUACACACACUAUCAAUAAAUACAAGAGAACCAGUUCCAUUGGCAGCCAUACAUGCCCACGCCAUGACACUACCACCACCAUGCUUCACUGAUUAGGUGGUAUGCUUUGGAUCAUGAGCAGUUCCUUUCCUUCUCCAUAAUCUUCUCUUCCCAUCACUCUGGUACAAUUUGAUCUUGGUCUCAUCUGUCCAUAGGAUGUUUUUUCAGAACUGAGAAGGCUUUUUUAGAUGUUGUUUGGCAAACUCUAAUCUGGCCUUCCUAUUUUUGAGGCUCACCAAUGGUUUACAUCUUGUGGUGAACCCUCUGUAUUCACUCUGGUGAAGUUUUCUCUUGAUUGUUGACUUUGACACACAUACACCUACCUCCUAGAGAGUGUUCUUGAUCUGGCCAACUGUUGUGAAGGGUGUUUUCUUCACCAGGGAAAGAAUUCUUCGGUCAUCCACCACAGUUGUUUUCUGUGGUCUUCCGGGUCUUCUGGUGUUGAAGACCGCAUUGAAAGUCAUGUUUCAGUGUUUGCAGAUGACACCAAACUUUGUAAAACAAUACAAUGUGAGCAAGAUAUUACUCUGCUGCAGAGGGAUUUAGAUCGACUGGGGGACCGGGCACUCAAAUGGCAGAUGAAAUUUAAUGUUGAAAAAUGCAAAGUUAUGCACUUCGGCGUAAAGAAUACACAAGCAAUGUAUACCCUUAAUGGAAGCGAAUUAGGGAUAACAACACAUGAAAAGGACUUGGGAAUUGUUAUAGACAACAAACUAUGCAACAAUGUGCAAUGUCAAUCAGCAGUGGCCAAGGCCAGUAUGGUAUUGUCAUGCAUGAAAAAGGGCAUUCAUUCUCGGGACAAGAAUAUAAUUUUGCCUCUUUAUAAAUCACUGGUAAGACCCCAUAUUGAAUAUGCUGUGCAAUUUUGGGCACCUGUUCUAAAGAAGGAUAUUAUGGCUCUAGAAAAAGUGCAGAGGCGGGCUACAAAAUUAAUAAAAGGAAUGGAACAUAUCGGCUAUGUAGAAAGGUUAACAAAUUUAAACCUAUUUAGUUUAGAAAAGCGUCGCCUGAGAGGGGAUAUGAUAACAUUAUACAAAUAUAUUCGGGGCCAAUACAAACCAUUGUGUGGAAAUCUAUUCACAAACUGGACUUUACAUAGGACACGAGGCCAUGCGUUUAGACUGGAAGAAAGAAGAUUUCGUCUAAGGCAAAGGAAAGGGUUUUUUUUACUGUAAGAACAAUCAGGAUGUGGAAUUCUCUGCCUGAAGAAGUGGUUUUAUCAGAGUCCAUACAGAUGUUCAAACGGCUACUAGAUGCAUACUUGCAUGAACAGAAUAUUCAAGGAUAUAAUCUUUCAAUGUAGGGUAAUAACUGCUUGAUCCAAGGAUAAAUCUGACUGCCAUUCUGGGGUCAAGAAGGAAUUUUUUUCCUAGCUUGUACCUUUUAUCUGCUCCUUGUAAAUGGGAUAAUGAGGGAAUAACACACACUUGGCCAUGGAACAGCUGAGCAGCCAAUGGUCCCAUUACUUUUGGUCCCUUGAAAAGUGGGAGGCACAUAUACAAACUGUUGUAAUUCCUCCACCGUCCACCUGAUUUGGAUGUUAAUACCCUCACGUUAAAGCACAUCUUGUUCAUUUUAUUUCAAAUCCGUUGUGUGUAUAUAGCAAAAAAGAUUAGAAUUGUGUCGAUGUCACAAUAUUUAUGGACCUGUCUGAGAGUGUAUGUAUGUGUGUGUGUGUGUAUGUAUAUAUAUAUAUAUAUAUAUAUAUAUAUAUAUAUAUAUAUAUAUAAAAUCUAAGUUAGGUACAUUUAUUUUAUGUGCUUGUAAACUUUUAUUAACUUUUUAAAAAUGUUUUCAGGUAUUUGGGGGAUUGCCUGAGAGUUCGGCCAGUCUCCCUGCCGGCUAUUCUGGCCAUGUGAUCGCGAGGGCCCCGCAAUCACUUGCUUAUAGUUCCUGGAGUCCUUUGGCGCUGUCCUUCCAUCAGUGUUAGAGCAGGUUAACACUAAAUAAGUGUCCCUGGCAACCCAUAGUCCCGCCCAGGGACGUAUUUGCCGCAAGGCAUUUGCCUUGGGUAGCACUUUCCAGGGGGUGGCAAAAAAAACGCUGCCCCAAAAUGCCCAGGCAAAUACCUUGUUAGCAUGGUGGCGGCUAACUAAGAAUCCAGGCGGACGGGCGGCCCUGGCAAGGGAGCACUGAUUUGUGAGCUCUCUGCUCAGCUCAGCUGGCGUCAUAUUCCGGCUCCCGGCAUCACUCUGCAGUGCUCGAGGGAGCUGAGCAAACACAGCUCACUAAUCAGUGCUCCCUCGCCAGUGCCGCCCGCCUAGAUAUUUAAUUAGCCGCCCAACCGCCUGCCUCCCUUCAUGUCAGAAGACCCACUGGACCCCAGGCAAAAAAAAUCCACCCAGCACUCCCAAAGGUAGGGAGGCUGGGUGGAUUUAAACUAAAAUAGAAAAAGUAAUCGGUUAAUGUUUGGGGAGGGGAGGUCAAUGUGUGUAUGUCUGAGUGAUUGUGUGUGUGGCUGUCAGUGUAUGUCUGAGUGAUUGGGUGUGUCUAGCUGUUAGUGUGUGUAUGUCAGAGUGUGUGUGUGGCUGUCAGUGUAUGUCUGAGUGAUUGGGUGUGUCUAGCUGUUAGUGUGUGUAUGUCAGAGUGUGUGUGUGUCUGUCAGUGUGUAUCUAAGUGAUUGUGUGUGCAUGUCUGUCAGUGUGGCUGUCACUGUGUGGCUGUCUGUCAGUGAGUGAGAGUGUGUGUGUUUGUUUCUGAGUGAUUGUGCCUGUGAGGGUGCCUGUGUGUCUGAGUGAUUGUGUGUGUCAGUGAUCGUGUGUAUGUCAGUGAUUGUGUCAAAUCAGUGUGUGUAUGUCAGUUUUUCUGAGAGAGUGUCUGUCAGUCAAAGUGUGUGUUAGUCGUUUAACAGGAAGAGGUGUGGCAUUGACAGGAAUGGGUGGGGCAAAUGUAAAUUAGGGGGUGCCCGAGUUCUGUCAUGCCUAGGGCAGCACAGAUACUAAAUAUAUCACUGGUCCCGCCUCUUCUGGAGGUGUGGCUAAGGCAGAGAUCACACACUUCCUUGUAGCCAUACCCAUGAUGGUCUAUAAGCAGUCAACUGACAUUCCCAGCCAAUCACAACUGCCCAUUGCUGCACCGGCUAAUAGUUUCUUAUUAGCCAAAGCUGGGGACUAUCAUUUAGUACUAAAACAUUAAAACGGUUUAAUGCUGAUUGAACUAAUAGCACUUCGGGACUCAAUAACCAAUUUUAAUUAAAUGAAGCAGACACAAUGCCUCCGGUGUCUUAAAUUAAAAAAAAUAAUCUAUUAGAUUAGCAGUUCCCAAACUUGAUGCUGAGGUGCCGCAAAAUAUUUCCUGGUGCUAUCAUCAUAUGAUCAUAGCACCGGGAACUGUCCAUGCCUCACUCUCCCCUGCCGGGUCUCCCUCACUGGCCUGCUAGCACUGUAAUGUUGGCAGCCGGCAGGGGAGGGAGAGAGGACCCGGGGGAGCUCUAACCUGCAGCUCCACCGGGUUCUCCUCUUGCGAGCUUGGAGCGUGGCCACUAUUACCAUGGCAAUGCUCUGAAUCUUGCGAGUGUAAACUCUAGCCUCAUAAGUUGCUAGAGUUCCCUUCCACACCUGACCACCAGGGAUUAGUACUGUCCCUCCUCCCAGGCAAAGUUAAGCAGAGGGGGGGAUAUGAAAAUCAUUAAUUUUAAAAAUAAUUAUAUAUUUAUGAAUUUGCCCUCCUACCCCCACAGACCCACAAUAACUCCCCCAUACACACACACACUGCUCCUCCAUACACACACACCGCUCCCCCAUACAGACACACACUACCCCCACAUAAAAACACACUGCCCCUCCAGACACCCAAACUGUACCCCUCACACACACUACCCCACACACACACACACUGUACCCCUCACAACCUGCCCCCCCAUAUACUGUACUCCUCACACACACUGCAUCCUUCACAAACUCAAUGCACCCCUGUACACACACUGCAUCCCUCACACGCACACACUGCACCCCUGACACACCCACACUGCACCCCUGACACACCCACAUUGCACCCCACACACACUACAACCCCUUUCCCAUAAGAUACCAGGUAAGUUGUCAAACUGUUUUUAAAUAGUUUGACUACUUACCCUGGGAGGGCACUACUGGCACCAUACUCACUACAAAUUGAUGUAGUGGUUAUUGUUCCUGGAUUGUUUCUUUAAAUAAUCUACCAGUGCCCCUCCCAAGAUUAGGUUCUGGAUCUGCACCUGCAGGCAAGUAUAUGCCGCAUGUGCAGUACAUAUAUGCAACCUGGAAUUUUUUUUGACUUGGGGCACCUUGGAAAAAUACUCAAAUAGUAAGGUGCCUUGAACCGGAAAAGUUUGGGAACCACUGUAUUAGAUUAAAACUUACCUUAAAGCCAGCACCAGGCAACAUUCUCUUCUUUGUUUCCACAGCCUGUCCCUAAUUGAGCCACGUCUUGCGUGCACUCUGGUUGUGAGUAGAGUGACAGAACCCAGUGGGCUUUAUUUUUUUAAAGGAACACUAUAGAGUCUAGAACACAAACAUGUAUUCCUGUAUAGUGUUUAAUCCACCAUUUGGGUGGCUUUCUCAUCCCCUACCCCCCUUAGAAUGGCUUAAAACUCACCUUAUUUCCAGUGCCGCGCUUGUAUUCAGGGGUGCUGGCCCCGCCCGAUCCUUAGAGAAAGCACUGAAUUAGCUGAAAACAGCAAGGAGGCGGAAUUGGGGUGUGGCCAAACACCGUUUUCGAUAGUCUGCACCCCCUCAUAGAGAUGCAAUGACUCAAUGCGUCUCUUUGAGGAAAACUCAGUGUCUCCAUGCAGAGGGUGGAGACGCUGAACGGCAGUGCUGCCUACUGUGCAGCACUGCUUCAGGAAGUACUUGCAGUGGCCAUCUGAGACCAACUGGUGGUGUCCCUGGGGAACAAUGUAAACACUCCCUCUUCUCUUAGUGUUUACAUCACAAAAUGCCUGAAGAGGGUGAUAAUACUCACCAGAACAACUACAUUAAGCUGUAAUUGUUCUGGUGACUAUAAUGUCCAUUUAAAAAAUAAAUGUUCAAAAUGUAGAGCGGGAACACUAGAGUUUUGUUUGCUUUGCUGCCUGCAUGAGAGACUUUCAUUACAACUGUUGCCAGAGCUUUGUUCGCACUAACAGACGUAGGUUUUUGCACAGAAUUCAUAAAGCAGCUUAGAAGAGAGUUCCGAGCUGCCUAAUUUACAACUAGCCACAGACACAAAAGUGCAAAUUUCUCUUUAUGUGCAGUGUUUCAAGCAGACUCUGUAGCGGACCGGCAAUAUUAAAUCCCACGAAUUCCGCUGGUACAUACAGUAAUCCACAGUUAGCGCUGAAAAGCAAGGCAAUAUCCCAAAUCCCCCAGUAACCGGACGAAACACAGUUCUGGGAGUCAACUGAGGUCUUUAUUUGCAAGUCCCCAUGCAAGGGGUUUCCCUACUGUCAUUGCAGGGGUAAUACAGUAGGGGACUACAUGGGGGACUUAACAUUCUGGGCAUUUCUCCCAUCAGGCACUGCUGCACGAGAGGGAUACUCCCACUGGAAUAUACCGUUAUGUGGAUUAUCCCUCCGUGCAGCAGAACCGGCGAUUCACUUUAAAAUACAUAACUUUUCUUGUACUUGGUCUAUUUAAACGAAUGGACGUACGGUAGAUAGCUGGAGUCUGAGCACACCGUUCGUGAGAAUACCGCUCAGAUCCCAGCUAAAACAACUGAACGCCGCACGAAAAACACAUUAUUUAUAACACAAGUUAAAAGUACCGAUUGACAUAGAUGGACCAAACUACCGAACGGUCUGGAAGCCCAGCGGUGUUCGCGCCAUCGAGUAGCCGUUUUCAGUUCCAUGCGCUCGACGACCAAACACCACUAGGGAACAAAGGAUCCAAGAUGGCCGACCGCUGCGUGGUCGGUAGCCUAGCGGUGGCCACCUAGGAGAGCCUCUAAUUACCGAUUGCAACAUCGAUGCAAUCGGUUAACAAGCGCCACACGUCCCUUAGUGUGUGGGUUAUUAAAAGAUAGUUCAUUCCGUUCACGAACGGCUCACAAAGGUGCCGUUCGUGAAACGAAAUAGAAAAUGACUAUCUGCUUUCGGCAGAUAGCCAAUACAAGCCAUACAGCAUACAGGAUACAGCAGAUUACAACCAGACACAUAUACAAUGGUAUUAAAGAUACAGGCAACCCUUAAAACAUAUUGUCUCUGUUUAGUCCAAGUGGCUAGGUUUGCCACAGACUCUAACCACCAUGAACACUUAAAAGCAGAGGUGGUCUUUGUGGGAGUAUACCUUGAACGGCUUAUGAUCAAAUCUAGCCUACUUUAUAAUGAGGGAAUUGUAAUAGUUGGAGAAUCCACCCUGAAUUUUGAAUAGAAUUCUGCAUUAUUCAUGCUGAUCCAUAGAUUGGUUGUGUGACUGUGGGGCUACUUACUUUUUCUUAUUCUUUGUUGCAUAUUUGUCUCCUCAGAAACAAAGUCUACAGAUGGAAAUGUUUCUGUUCAAACAGAAAAUCAGGAAAAGGUCCUAUCCCAACAAAGUCCCGGAGAAGAGAAAGCUAGACGUCGACGAAAGCCUACUAAGACCCACAAAAAUCCAUCAAGGAGCUCACCUGAGAGACUUUCUAUUAAUUUUAGAACUGUGUCACUUUUACCUUCGGAGAUGACCUCACCCCUUGUGCGCAGGAGUCUAACACUCCCAGAUACCUACUCAUCAGUGUCAGAAUGUGCUGAAAGUGAAGAAAAGGCUGGAUCCUCUGAUGGCCAGUCUUGUAGUCCACCGAGUACAUUUACUACAAUAUAUUCUCAGAGUGGUCUCUCUCUAUCACCUGAGUUAAGACAAACCGACACUAAGGAGCAACAUGGAAUACAAAAUUACUACUCGAAUAUGUCUGUCACCUCAAAGAAAGGAACGGCUGUAAAAGAGAAGCCAUUCUUGUGCACAUUAUGUGGGAAAAGGUUCAGCCAAAAGUCGUUGCUCAUUCAGCACCAUCGCAACCACACAGGAGAGAGACCAUUUCCCUGCAUUGAAUGUGGCAAGAGUUUUACCUCAUGCUCUUUGCUGAUCCGACAUCACAAGAUACAUACAGGUGAAAAGCCAUUUGCUUGCCCAGACUGCGGGAAACGUUUCAGUGAGAGUUCGCAGCUUGUCAGACACCAGAGAACGCACACCGGUGAGAGGCCCUACACGUGCAUAGAGUGCGGCAAGAGCUUCAGCGAGAGCUCCAAGCUUGUCAUACAUCAGAGAACACACACAGGAGAACGUCCUUACACAUGUAGUGAUUGCGGAAAGAGCUUUAGUGUGCGCUCACACCUCAUCACUCACAAGCGAACUCACACCGGGGAGCGUCCGUACACCUGCAAUGAUUGUGGCAAGGGCUUCAGCGAGAGUUCCAAACUGGUCAUGCAUCAGAGAAUACACACAGGAGAAAAGCCGUACACCUGUACGGCAUGUGGCAAGAGUUUCAGCCAGAGGUCUGUGUUGGUCACACACCAGAGGAUACACACAGGAGAAAAGCCUUAUUCCUGCCCCGAAUGUGGGAAAUGCUUCAUUGAUAAGGUGGGCUGUGACAGACACCGCGUGACUCAUAGUGAUGAAAAGCCCUUUCAGUGUAUGAUCUGUGGCAAGAACUUCAGCCGGAACUCGGACUUCAAUAAGCACCAGAGAACUCACACUGGUGAGAAGCCCUAUUCUUGUAUGGAGUGUGGGAAAAACUUUAGCUGGAGUUACCAGCUCGUCCGACACCAAAGAGUACAUACUGGGGAGAAACCCUACACCUGUAUCGAGUGUGGGCGGAGUUUUUGUUGGAGCUACCAACUAGUCACUCAUCAAAGGUCGCACACCGUGGAAGGAGCCUGUAUGUAGUUCUUCCAACCUUCUUUCCAUUACUUUGGAUGGAGUCCAGCUUCUUGUGAAAUGGCUUAUUUUGAGAAACAUUGUACAAUUUCCUUAAACUCCAUGUCUAUCUGUCCAUUGUCAAGCUUUUAUUAAUAUUUAUCAUUGUUUGCCAGGUCUAAGUCCCACUCCCACAGCAUGGCAAUUGUCCUACAUGGGCACAUCCACUUGACUUGACUUAUCUUGUGGAACAAAGGAUAGUCCAUGUGGUCCAAUAUAAUCUCGAGUGAACUACAUGAAAACAUACACCUAGCAUGGAACCUUUCUCAACUCUUACUGAAUCUGCUGAGGGGCAGCAGGCUGGUACAGUCAAUAAAAUAUUAAUUUAGAUUUUAAAGGGUAGCAAGCCUGAUGGGGACUUUACAGCAGGUAUAUAAAGGACCAAUUUAGGGACCAAUCAAUUUGUAAGCCUAAUUUUGUGUUGCAAAUCGCACACGGUUUAAUGACUAUGGUUGGCUGCCCUGUCACCCGGUGACACAUUGUGAAAUGGAAGGCAUGUAUUAUUUUAAUGAAAUGACUAUGGAGACUCGCUCACACCUGUUAUCCUGCUGGGAAUGUAAUAUGUGUGUGUAGCUAUAGAAUACAUAACUCUUCGCCAGUAGUAACUUACAUGUGCACGCAGGUGAGUGAUCAGAGUUGUCCUUGCGGGCGCAAGUUGUUGGUCUGCACUACACGUGUUCUUUACUAAACACUAAAUGGCCAGUUUUUAUCUUUUAAUAAUAUUAAGUCUCUUUAUUAAAAUGUACUCUUACUUAUUAGCCUGAUCCCUUCUCAGUUUGUUUUUUGGAUGGGGAGUGGGGAGAAAUAGAAUGAGUUUGUGAUGUUGUGGCUUUAAAGUGAACUGAAGAACAUGUUCUCUCUAUUGUCUCUGCUGCAUAAAAAUGGGUAAGGUCUGGUUUGGGAUUUUUUUUCUUUCCUUUUUUAAUGGACUUUCAGCUGUAUAAGAAAAUAUUUUUAUUAUUUUCAUCCCUGCUCAUCUGAUUCAGUAAAUAGAAGCCAGCUGGGUCUUGUGUGUCUUUACAAUUAAUAGAUUUUCAUCUGCAUUGUGUCAACAUGUUCUGUGGAACUGCGUAAAUCCAAUACAAUACAUGUAAUCAUAAUAAAACAUGUCGGCCAAACACAAAUAUGGUGAUUUUCUCCACAAAUAAACUUAUAGUCUGACGACAGACAACUAUGCAAUACAA